Messenger RNA from Cheilinus undulatus (humphead wrasse), 3713 nucleotides. RefSeq names its product nuclear factor, erythroid 2-like 3 (gene nfe2l3). The coding region runs from base 358 to 2268 and encodes 636 amino acids. The record is from RefSeq and is a predicted model, not a curated record. Gene Ontology annotation, cellular component: nucleus. The transcript is spliced from 5 exons. Gene Ontology annotation, biological process: regulation of transcription by RNA polymerase II. Lineage: Eukaryota; Metazoa; Chordata; Actinopteri; Labriformes; Labridae. Gene Ontology annotation, molecular function: RNA polymerase II cis-regulatory region sequence-specific DNA binding; DNA-binding transcription factor activity, RNA polymerase II-specific.
CUCUCCAGUGACAGCACUUAGCUCUUCAGAUGUUUCAUUUUCUGUUAAAUUAACCACGUCUGGAACAGUUUGGAGGCAGGCGUCACCGACGAAAAAUAAUCGCGCUUUAAAGGAAUGAAGAGCAACAUUUGUGCUAUGUUUGCGCCACGAGGCUUCCGUUAAUCGGUAAUUAAAGCUGAUAGCUAACUGCUAACAGCUAGCAUAGCUGUCUAACGAUUUCGCCGGUACAGGCGGACCUCUUUGUCUGACAGGGGAAGGCGUGCUCUUUUGUUAGGCUUUUCCCUUUGUCCGGUCGGGAAAGAGGAACUGUUGGGUCAGGUUUUCAAAAUUAACAGCAACUCUGUAAGUAUUUAGAAAAUGCAAAUCGCCAAAAAAUACCUCACAGAAGGUUUGAUUCAGCUAACAAUCUUACUCAGUUUGAUUGGAGUUCGUGUUGAUAUCGACAGCUACUUAAGCGGCUAUUACUCGCCCCUGAUAGAGAUUAACUUAGGUCCUAGCUCAGCUUACACCCAGACCCCCUUUCAUAGCUUAAGAGACAAUCUUGACGGAUACAGUGUUCACCCAAAAUGUCCUGAAUUGGACUACUUCUUUGCAAGUCGCCGGCUGCUAGACGAGGUAAGGAACCUCGGCUCCCAGCGGUUCCCCACACAGCUGAACGCAUGGCUGGUGCACCAAGUGUCUGCCACUGACAAGGCUGACUGCGGCCCUUCAACCAGCAACGACACUGACACCAGCUCGGGCUUAGAAAGCUCCGGGGACGAGGCCAGGCGUGACAGUGAACACCUGCCAGACAGAGGCCAAGAUGUUUGCCAAACAACCACAGAACUUGGACAGGGGCCUUGUAACGCUGGAGCCUGCGGGGUCCUCAAAGAGGAGAGUGAUGCUAAAGUUAAAGAGGAGGAAGAACCUGUCCCUCUCACUCAGCUGGCUCACAGCUCCACGUUGGAACACGAGAGUUUGCUUGAUGGCAUCAACGCUCUGAACCACCCUUCUGCCAUUGAUAUUGACCAGCAUUGGAGCAAUUUGCUCUCUCUGUCUGUUACAGACCUUGAUGACUUCCUUGUGUCCGGGCGUCUGUCAGACAUUGACUCAGACAUCACCAGUGCCAUCAGCCAGGAUGUCAGCUUGCAUGAUGCCAUGCUAACCAAUGCUGCACCUGAGAGAUCUGAGCCCAGGCCAUCCUCCCAACAACCAAGAACCCUCUUCAGACUGGAAUCUACGGGCUCUUCGCACUCAGAUGUGUCACCAGGAAUGGCUCUGGGCCUGGCUGCUCUCCCCUUCGCUUCAGUAUGUGAUUUAACUGGAACCGGAGCACUGAGUGGCUGUUUGGAUGAGGCGGUGUUUGAUCAGAUCAAUCAGCUUGGUUUGGAAGGCCUGGACACCAUGGACAGCCAACUAAUGGACUGUUUUGAGGGUAUAGACCCACAGGUGCUUGAAGACUUGGACUCAGACUCUGGUCUCUCAUUGGAGAGCAGCUCUGGAGGUCCAGUCUCCCCAGGUUCAUCUGAGAUGUCCUCAUCCUCCAGCUCUUAUUGUGAGGAUGAGUGUGGAGCUACAGGCUACAGCAGCGAGGUGGAGUCAGUACCCCCCAAAUCCAUCUCAGACUACAGCGCCACAUGGUCUCCUGUUGAUCCAAGUGAGAGUGUGUGGCAUGACCACAGCUACUCCUCUCCUGCUCUCUUCAACCCACCAUCAGUGCCACUUCCCCGAAAAGGGAUCAAAGAGGAGCCUCUCAGUGACGACGAGGUGUCAUUUUCAGAUGAGCGAGAGCUGAGUCGUGAUGAGCUUCGUGCCCGUGCCAUGUGCAUCCCCUUCUCAGUCCUGCAGAUUGUGAACAUGCCCGUUGAGGAGUUCCUGGAAGUCCUCGAUGGCCACGGCUUCUCCCCUGAACAGGUGACCCUGCUGCGGGACAUCCGCAGACGGGGGAAGAACAAGCUAGCAGCGCAGAACUGCAGGAAACGUAAAUUAGACGCCAUCACAGGGCUCCAAGAGGAGGUGGAGAGGCUGCAAGCCCAAAGAAACCGUCUUCUGAGGGAGAAACAGCUUACAGCCAAGACAAUGGGUGCUGUGGGCCAGCAGAUAAAGCAGCUGACCAGAGACGUCCUGGCCCGGCUGAGGGAUGAAUCAGGACAGCCCCUGAACCCGGACAGAUACACCCUGCAGUGCGGGGCUAACGGGAGGGUUGUAGUUCAGCCUGUGAGGCGGCCCGCUGUCUCCUCAUCUACUAGCAACAAAACAGACAAGAGAAAGAAGGAGAAGAAGCAAUGAUGCGGUAUUUCUUGCUUGGACUUGGCUUUUUUUCUUGAAUAUUUCUGAACUUAUUUGCCUGACUCUGGUUUUGGGAUCUCCUCUUCUGUAAAAGUGGGUGUUGAUUCACCGCUGUUGGGAGCCUAAAUCUGCAAAAGCUGCAAAAAGAAAAAAAAAAUCUGAACAUUCAAGAAAAUCUAUGUAAAUAAAACUCCUCAUGAGAAAAACGUAGCUCACACACUGGACAUUCUUUGCUCAAUGAAGAUGCACAAGUCAUCUGGGGGCAGUUUAAGGGAAGAGUUAAGCUGCAGGCGAUGCUACCAGUCUCUCUUUGUGCCUCUUAACAUGAAAGUAAUGAGUCCUACCUUUACAGACAAGCAUAGACAACCAAACAUGUCUACAGACAACAUGGCCACCAUUGUGACAGUUACUGGAUAGAGAUCUUGGUGGAGGCUUCUAUUUGUUCGUUUCCAUGUAAUCUUGUCCCUCAGUGUGUACCAGCUUAGCAUAAGGAGGGGGUUAAACUUGUAUUUAUUGAAGUUUCUGAGGUUUCUGAAAUGCCUAUAUGCAUUAUGGGACCAUUAAGGGCAGUAUCUUUUUCACAAGGGUAAUUUUAUGUCAGAGUGGUAUAAAUAUUGGGACAUUAUCUAACUGAAGUUUACAGAUUUUUUUUCUGAUAUUUGAGGGCAUGUGCUGUUUGGUAGGAAUAUGACCUGAAAUGUUAAAAAAAGAAAAGAUUUUGUUGAUUUCCUUAUGUCUUGAUGACAUAAAAUAUACCAAUGAUUAAACUGACAAGGCCUUAAUUUGCAUUGGAGAGGUGUUUUGGAUAUGUGUGUUUACAUAAACAACGGAUGCACAUUAUCUUCACAUAAAAAGAGGCUACAAUUUUAAGUUUUGAAUUUAUUGUGGAUAACUUGUUUUAAGCAGUUUUGCUUAACCUUUUCAUUUCAGUUAUUUGAGAUUUGUUGCAUUACACUCUACCUCACACUUUGGUUUAUGUUUUAAAUUUAGGCAAAGGUAAAAUUUUUGAGGCAAACUAAAGCGCACUCAUUUAUAAUACACUUUUUAUUAUUUAGAUGUCCAAAAACAUGAAGAAUUGGAUUUAUGAAAAAUACAAUCACCACUUUUAUUAAAAAAAUGAUAAUGCUUUCUACAUAACUGAGAUUCUUUGAGAAUUGAAUAAAUAUGUCAUCUUAUGCACACUGCAUUAUACAGGAAAAUGUAUGAGCUAAGUGAAUCGUGGUGCAUAACAGUGAAGAGUGUGACUCAUUUUAUUUUGUUUUUUGUAAGUCCCUCACAAAUUUAUAUUUAAUUUCCUGGUUUGACCGAGUUUACUUACUGUUUUUUUGUUGCUUGGGGGCAAAUGUUUUUGAUCGCAUGGUGAUUGUUGAAUGAUGAUAGAAUGAUUUUGCUUAAAGUUUUGAAUGCUCUUGCAAAUGUUUUUUUCUGAUUUAAAAUAAGUAAAA